AUUUGUCCUCACUCUGCAAUAACUUGGUAUCCAUGGACGACGACCAUGGCCAUCGCUUUCUUAACAACUUCGUGAUUCUUCUCCUUGCAAUGGGUUUAUCAGCUUUCUUCGUAUCAUUGUGCCAUUUCAUAGCCAUUUGCUUCUGGUACCAACGCAUCACACACCAAAACCCACCGCCGACAGCGACGGCCUCCUCGGCGGUGCAGAUGAUUCCUACACACACGUACCACAGGAAGACAGUUGAUGGCGGUGUGGUUCCCGGCGACGGCGAUGAAUGUGGGACGUGUGUGGUGUGCUUGGGUGAGUUUGAGGAGGGUGAGGAGCUGAGGACGUUACCUGAUUGCAUGCACUGUUUCCACGUGGCAUGUAUUGACACGUGGCUGUGUUCGCAUUCGAGUUGUCCCGUUUGCCGGAGCAUUGCCGCACCGACUUUGGAGCAUGAUUUGAACGAUGCGAAUGAGCACCGCAUACAUAUGACGCAGUUUUCCAUUGUACAAAAUGGCUUUGUGUUACUAGGGUGAGGCUGUGUUCACUUUUAUCAUUUCAAUAAAAUUAUAUUUUCAUUUCUU
Messenger RNA from Vigna radiata var. radiata (mung bean), 569 nucleotides. RefSeq names its product probable E3 ubiquitin-protein ligase ATL45. Bases 33 to 521 code for a protein of 162 amino acids. NCBI's taxonomy places the organism in Eukaryota, Viridiplantae, Streptophyta, Magnoliopsida, Fabales, Fabaceae. The record is from RefSeq and is a predicted model, not a curated record. Gene Ontology annotation, biological process: protein ubiquitination. The transcript has a single exon.